Messenger RNA from Sarcophilus harrisii (Tasmanian devil), 1730 nucleotides. It is a transcript of the gene KRT8, whose product is annotated as keratin 8. The coding region runs from base 77 to 1537 and encodes 486 amino acids. The transcript has 9 exons. Gene Ontology annotation, cellular component: keratin filament. NCBI's taxonomy places the organism in Eukaryota, Metazoa, Chordata, Mammalia, Dasyuromorphia, Dasyuridae. The record is from RefSeq and is a predicted model, not a curated record.
GAGUUUUCCUUCCACCUUGUCUUUGAACUGCUCACCACUUCGGGGUCUCUCGGUAUUUGUUCCUCUCGUCCUCACCAUGUCCAUCAGGUCGACCACUCACAGGACCAUUAAGGUCUCUACCUCCGGCCCCCGGAGUUUUAGCAGCCGCUCCUACUCCAGCGGCCCCAGCUCCCGCAUCAGCACAUCCUCCUUCUCUCGAGUGGGGGGCAGCAGUAGCUACCGAUCGGGGUUCGGGAUCGGGACAGGCAUGGGCUUCGCUGGCAGCAGCAGUGGGGUCGGCGGGAUCACCGCGGUCUCAGUCAAUCAGAACCUCCUGAGCCCCCUGAAGCUGGAGCUGGACCCCAACAUCCAGGCCGUGAGGACCCAGGAGAAGGAGCAGAUCAAGACCCUCAACAACAAGUUUGCCUCCUUCAUCGAUAAGGUACGCUUCCUAGAACAGCAGAAUAAGAUGCUGGAGACCAAAUGGAGCCUCCUGCAGCAGCAGAAGACUUCUAGGAGCAACAUGGACAGCAUGUUUGAGAGUUAUAUUGCUAACCUUCGAAGGCAGCUGGACUCCCUGGGGCAGGAGAAACUGAAGCUUGAAGUGGAAUUGAGCAACAUGCAGGGCCUUGUGGAAGACUUCAAAAACAAGUAUGAGGAAGAGAUCAAUAAGCGGACAGAAAUGGAAAAUGACUUUGUUCUCAUUAAGAAGGAUGUAGAUGAAGCCUAUAUGAACAAGGUAGAACUGGAGUCCCGUCUGGAAGGCCUGACUGAUGAGAUUAACUUCCUCAGGAAGCUAUAUGAAGAAGAAAUUCGAGAAUUGCAGUCCCAGAUUUCAGACACCUCUGUGAUCCUGUCUAUGGACAAUAGCCGCUCCCUGGAUCUGGAUGGCAUUAUUGCUGAAGUCCGAGCCCAAUAUGAGGAUAUUGCCAACCGCAGCCGGGCUGAGGCUGAGAGCAUGUAUCAGAUUAAGUAUGAGGAACUGCAGACUCUGGCUGGGAAACAUGGAGAUGACCUUCGCCACACCAAGAUGGAGAUCGCUGAGAUGACCAGGAAUAUCAACAGACUUCAGGCUGAGAUUGAGGGACUCAAAGGCCAGAGGGCCGCCCUUGAAGCCUCCAUCACUGAUGCGGAGCAGCGUGGGGAACUGGCUAUCAAAGAUGCCCAGGCCAAGCUGGCUGAGCUGGAAAGUGCCCUGCAGAGAGCCAAGCAAGACAUGGCCCGCCAGCUGCGUGAAUACCAGGAACUGAUGAAUGUCAAGCUGGCCCUGGACAUUGAGAUUGCCACCUACAGGAAGCUGCUGGAGGGAGAGGAGAGCAGACUUGAGUCUGGGAUGCAGAACCUGAGUAUUCACACCAAGACCACCAGGGGAGACUACUCAUCUGGGUUCAGCUCUGGCUAUGGAAGUCUCACCGGCCCUAGCCUCAACUAUGGGCUAAGUUCCUACCAGUCCUCUCCUAGCACUUACAGCCGAGUCAGUAAGGCUGUGGUGGUGAAGAAGAUUGAGACUCGAGAUGGAAAACUGGUUUCUGAGUCAUCAGAUAUUCUGCCCAAAUGAGAAGUCGUCUUAAACCUUCAAAGCCCACCUCUUCCAAAUGUACUCCUAUCCAAAGGAAGAUAGGGUGGGGGAGAGAUUGAAGAGACCUGCAUGAUAAAUCCCAGGCUUACUUUUUAUUCUACCCUGACUAGGUUCCUUGCUUUUGCCUUGAAAAAAUGUUUUCAGAAAUAAAAAACAUUUUAUUUCAAUUUAA